Dinoponera quadriceps is the source of this 2593-nucleotide messenger RNA. RefSeq lists its product as uncharacterized. NCBI's taxonomy places the organism in Eukaryota, Metazoa, Arthropoda, Insecta, Hymenoptera, Formicidae. The transcript is spliced from 6 exons. Gene Ontology annotation, cellular component: membrane; axon; neuronal cell body. The record is from RefSeq and is a predicted model, not a curated record. Gene Ontology annotation, biological process: sensory perception of taste. The coding region runs from base 1 to 1095 and encodes 364 amino acids.
AUGGUGACUCUGAGCGACAUACGUCCGCUCCUACAUAUCGCGAGAAUUUUCGGAUGCGGCCUCUACGUGGUCGGCGAAGACGACAUCGUGACGAUGAAGUACAGCGCCUUUUACACGGCCUUCUUCACGCUGCUGUAUGGGACCGUUUGCGUGACGAACUUUUACGCGCUCACGAAGGAGGACGCGCUGGGUCCGCGGCUGUUGGCGCUCACCGUUGCGAGAACGGGCCUCUCGUACACUUGCGUCUUCGUCGACAUCGCGUUGACCUCCUGGUACGAAUGGAAGGUACGAGCCGCGCUCUCGCAGUUACGCGUCUUCGAUCGAGCUACGAAGUACAAGGAGCACGCGAAAACCUACACGGUACGCUACAUCAGUUGGAUCUUGUCGUUCGUUAUUAUGGCGUUUUGGUCGACAGCCGGAUACUUGACGUUUCGUUGUGAGCCUAAAGAUCCACUAUUCAACGGCCUGACUUAUGCAUUUAUCAACACAACGCUGUCGAUGCAGUUAUUGAGAUUCAUCAGCCUAUCGUUUCUUCUGCGCGAGAGAUUUCGCCGACUUUGUGAAAUAUUGUUGCUGCCCGAAGACGGUAAAAUCAUGGUGGUGGAUCGAUCGGCCAGGCAGCUGCGCUUGCAGGAGGUAUGGUGGCUGCAUUCGUGUCUCGCCAACGCCACGGAGCUGAUAAACUCCGUGUACGGGGUGCAGCUACUGUUAUGGAUCGCUGGCGGAUCCUUCAACACCCUGACGCGCAUCUACACGAUAAACGAGCACACCUCGUUGUCAACCUUUCUGAUCGCUAGAGAGACAAUGAUGGUGUCAGCUUGCGCGACGAAUCUUCUACUCAUCACCACUGUCUGUCACUCGAUCGCCGGGCAGGCUAACCAUGUCGGAAAGAUCGCCUUCUCGCCGUCCUCGGCCAUUGUCGCUAAACGCAAUUUCGCACAGGACUAUGGUGUGGACGCUGCAACAUAUUUUCAGCUGCACAAGGUGCACUUUUUCGCCGCUUUCGGGCUUAUACUCAUCGAUCUUCCUUUGCUCCUCUCGAUAACUUCCGGCAUCACCACAUACUUGGUGAUCCUUCACACCGCCAACAGCUAAUGUAAUCUCCGUGAACGGCGCGCCGCUGCGCCUCUGCGAUUGAUCGCACGUUCGUUUGAUCGAUCGAUUGGUCCUCCCGCUAAUUCCACCCUCAUCUUUCCUCACUGCUUUGUGGAUCGACGCGCGUUGAAAAGGAAAAGGCGCCCACGGUCCGUCGCUCGUGUGAGAUAGGUAAAGAGCUGUGUACGUUAUCGUUUGGUUGUCUCGAUUAAUCUUUGACACCAAACGCUGCAGAUACGCCGGAAGGAACGAGAAGAGCGUCUGUAACAGAAUACGCAUAAAAUUCGGUCGGCUUUUUACGAGAAUGCGCGGCAACACGAGCCUCGAGCUAGUUGUAGUGGCCCUCGAUCGAAAAUGAACGGUGGAUGGCGAAUGAAAAUAGUCGAAGGGAAAAAAAGAGGAGAAAACGUCGACGUUGUUGCUGCGAAUUGCCGCGAACAAUGACGGUAAUCGCGGCACAUUCUACCGCGUUUGCACCGGAAAGCUCCUCCUCAAUCGGUCGGACUCGGCGAAUUUCGAGCUCACACAGGUGGAUAAUUGUGAGAUACGAGGGGAGAGUGUGCGGGUAUUCGUGGGAAAACUUAGGAAUUCUUGAGAAACUCGGGGAGAACCCCGUAAAAUGUGGGACAGCAAGGCGAGAGAGCGUACUUUGAGCAGGAGAUAAGACGAAGAUUUGCAUACGUUCUUUGCUCUUAGCGAGCGCGGCGUCGACGCCGUUAAGAGAGCUGGAAGAUUGGGAGAGACAUUCGAUUUAUUUGGAGGAAAGAAGGAUUCGCGCACCCUCGGCAAUCAAUCUCACUGACAGCCGGCGUAAUACCGGUGUGCGUUGAACAGAGGGAAGUCCGGGCGGGAAGUUCCGAUUGUCACUUAAGAUUACGACGCGGACGCUCGGGACGGUGAAUCGGCGCGUUCGAAAAUUCAAUUCGACGAAUUCCGUGACGGUACGUCUUCCGCGCGUACGAUGCGUGCUGGCGUUUUCAUGAAGGAUUAUAAAUUCAAACACGGUAGAGCCACGAUGCCAGAAAGGGUGUCUGUAUUAUGAAAUGAUGUCGGGGACUUUUAUUUUGGAACGCGAGCACAUAGACCGAAAGCGGAGGAUUCGAGCGGCUCACGUUCCCGAUAAAACGGCAUUUAAUCUUGGAGUGGUUAUGCGCCUAAAUGCAACACAAAUCGUCGCAUGGAUGACGAGUAUCCUCCAUUUUAAAUCGACAUUCUCAAUAAAGCAAAAUAACUUGAGAAAAUGAUAAUAAAAAGUAAUUUAAACGUAACAAAUUUAUUUACACGGAAAUAACAAUCAUAAAAGAUCUUAUUGUAAACUGACAAGUACAGUUCUUAACUGACAAAUAUUCGGAAAUCUAAGAUAAAUGCUUGUUAGUAUUUUUCGAAAAUUACAUUUCAGCGCGCAUGGAUGAUGCCUGUUAUUCGCGCGACCAUUGUACACAGAAAAAAUUUCUUUAACUGAAACGAAAUUGUCUUUUAAAUUAAGCAAACAAGCGAA